GCGAGGGUGACUGGGAACUGGGGUGAGUUUCGCCAUCGGAAGCUUUUAGAUAUAUCAGAAUCCGAUUUCACAAACUAAGUUGGAGUUUCCUCAAUAGCCGGCGGGCAAGAUUUGAUGUCAGGAUGUGGAUCUCCUAACUCCCCCAUUAACAGCUUCUUCUCAAGGGAUACGUUGCAAAGCUAGAUAUGUUGGUUCAAAGAAGCAAAAGAAGCUGAAAAGCCCUUUUUUUUUCUUCUUUUUUUUCGUGACUGAAACAAGCAUCCUGUGUUGAAAGGUAGCUACGUAGCAUAUAGCUACUCUUUGACCUUAGAUUUUAAGCAUUGAUCUUCCCUUUUUUUUUUUGGGAGUAGAGUACACCGAUUGCUGUAGUAAAAGUUGAUUUUAGAUUUUAAGGCUGAAGGGGUCAUCAUACUGGUGAGAACAUGAAAGCGAGAAGGGGUCAGUUUCCGAAGAAUCAAGUGGCAUUUGUAUGUGCAAUUCUCUGUGUUUCUUGUGCUUUAGUUUUGUUUGUCUCAGUAUUUAGACUACCAGAUGUAACCAUAGCCUCGUUUAGGCCCGAGAACAGAAGAGCAGUUGGGAGAUAUGAGAAAAUAGGGAAAUUUGGAGAAAUGGUAAUUGAAAUGCUACCUGAAGAUCUACCAUUUACUGUAUUUUUGCCUUCGGAAAAAGCAUUUGAACGUGACUUAAGGUUGCAUUUGAAUGAUAGUUUAGUGGGAGACAAGGCCAAUGAUACAUAUGCAAUACUAACUCGAGUAUUAGGAUUUUCAGCUGUGCCGAGGAUGAUAAAUGCAGUUAAUGUUCCAUAUGGUCAGGAGGUCGAUUUUGAUUCCUUGGCUGGAUUUACUCUGUACAUAUCAAGGGGCGCAGAUGGAGUGUUAGUGGUUAAUAGAAUCCGAUCGAACAAUAAUGUUGAUUUGCAGCAGAGGAGUAAAAUCCUUGUUCAUAGUAUGGAUGGAGUUAUCAUGGAUGCAGAGUUUGAGCAAUCAGUUCUGCCUGAUUACAAUGAAGAUGGAGGAGGAGGGUGAUACCCAUUGCAUAUAACCAUUGGAUAUUUUGGGUUUGGCUGCCAUACGCUUCUUUCAUCAUGGAUUGCAUGUUAAUCAUAGGAUCUGGUGUUGGAAAAAAAGCAAGAGCUUAUUCUUACUCAAAAUGAUUUGAUUCAUUAUUCCUUUUACGAGGUUUAGCAAAGUUUACCGUGAAAUUGGAGACACUACUAAAAAGAACAAAAUGCCUAACCUUGGCCAAUUCAUGUUUGAUGUUGAACCUCUUAACCAUGUAACCUACAUUUUGUAAGUGUUUUUAUCA
This is a messenger RNA of Coffea eugenioides, 1305 nucleotides long. RefSeq lists its product as uncharacterized. The transcript has 2 exons. Bases 423 to 1025 code for a protein of 200 amino acids. The record is from RefSeq and is a predicted model, not a curated record. NCBI's taxonomy places the organism in Eukaryota, Viridiplantae, Streptophyta, Magnoliopsida, Gentianales, Rubiaceae.